UGAUCAAAAUAAAACCAUUCAGAAACAUUUUGUAAUAAGCGUUUACACAUUUAUAAUUGUCACGCGAAGGGGUAAAAUUGAGAAAAUUCAAUACCAAAUGAGUGGAGAAUCAGAUUUGAGAUCUGAUAUCCGGUCUGUAGACGAUGGAAUUCCAGGAAGGGUUCCGAGGAAGAAAGGUAUCGGAGAUAUAGGAGCAGGACGGGAUAACGGUGAGCGAGUGUGCCUUGGCGUGGGAGAAGGCAGACUCCGAAAGAAGAGCGGCGAGUCCCAGGCCGCGCUUGCUGGGCGGAACGUAGGUGUGGAGAAUAUCCAUGGCUCUGCCGCCCUGUUUCAGCUCGUACACCAGAUACGCUUCCUUGUCCUCCGUCUCGAACCUCCGCGAUCUCUCGUUCCACACGAUCUUCGGCGCUCCGGCCGCUCCUCCGCUUCCACUGCCCGGCGAAGCCAUGACUGUUACCUCCGUCAAUUUAUUGACUCUUCUUAUGCUGCCUUGUUUGCCAAAGUAUUCUCGUAUCUAUUCACACUGAUUCAUUCCAUGUGUAAUGGGUUGUUUAGAUUUCUUCAAUUUUGAUUCAUUUAAGUGCUGCUCUUUCAGUUUUUUUUUUAGAUCAGGGUCUUAGUGCUGGUCUUUCC
Molecule: messenger RNA, 633 nt
Organism: Cuscuta epithymum
Lineage: Eukaryota; Viridiplantae; Streptophyta; Magnoliopsida; Solanales; Convolvulaceae
Source: the annotation of a GenBank genome assembly